AUGAUGUAAUUCAAGAGUUUAGAAGAGCAAAUUCAAUACCAAGAAAAGAAUAUUGAGUAUUUGUAACAAUAAAAUUUUGAUUUGCAAAACUAAAUCUCACAAUUUUCUUAAUUUUAAUAGUUAGGUAUUACAAUUGAAGCAUUUCAAUCUUUAUAGAAUAAUAGCAAAGAGUAAUCAUAACAAAUAAAAUAAUUACAAAAAGAUAAUAAUAAUCUACUUAAACAAAUUCAAAACAAUCAAGUUAAAUAUUAUGAUAAAACACUAUCAAAUUUAUAAUAAGAAAAUGUGAAAUUGAAAAAUGAAAUUAGAUAAUUACGUCAAAGGAUAUCAUCACCAUCAAAACUUGAUAAAUCAAUUGUUUAAUAUAGUACACCUUAAAAGUAAUUAAAUCCUAGUGCUAUUCUAAAAUCAACUAAAGAUCAUCCAAAAGAUGUGUCAAGUUUGCUAUUUAUUAAAGGGUCUCAAAAUUUUAAGUCUCCUUAUGUUGAUAUUAUUAAAGGAAAAUAUGAAAAUGUUAAAGUAAUCAAAUAGCUUAAAUCAGGAUUAGAAUAAUCUUAUUUUGAUACAUAUCAUUUUGAUAUCAUAAGUCAAGAUCUCUAAUAUUCACUUCAAUAAUUGGAUAGAUAGCAUAGUAUCCAUUAAGGUAAAGGAAUACUAUUAUCAAAUUAAUUAUGUUUGAUUUUUGGAGCUUCAAGAACAAAUAAAAAGCAUUUUCUUAUUUAAUAUUUAGACACUCUUAUAAGUCAAAUAAAAUAACAAUUUGAAAUCUUUUAAUAAAAUGAAGAUUAUAAAUAAUUAACAGUGAAGAUUGUAUAUGAAGAAUUCUUUAAUGGUUAGGCUAAACAUCCUAAUGAUAGUGAAAUAAUUUUCAAUAAAGAAUAAAGUAAGAGAGAUAAUGAAAAUAAAGUAAGAGAGAUUGAAUUAUCUAUUUCAAAAUUGAGAUUAAUAAUUCUCAACAAACUUAAAAUGACAAUUAAGGAUAAUAGUAAGAAAUAUAUUAAAAUAAGAAAACUUUAUAUUGAGACUGAGUUAUAAUAUAACAAAGAAACACAAUUAAAUAAGUUUAUUGUUUUUACAUCAAAUUAAAAUUUGAAUCAAAAAUUAUUUUAAAAUUCAGAAGAAGGUUUAAAUGAAACUUUAAAUAUGAAGGACAAAGGGAAGGAAUUAACCUCAAUUCUAAGAUGGCCAUAAUUAUAAAUUUCUUUAGUAUUAUGUGUUCAUCCUACAAUUCCAGAUUAUUAAUUCACAAUAAAUACAUUUUAAUUAUGCAAAUUUAUUAGGAAUUUGAAAUUAGUAUCUGAUUCUCCUCAAAGUUCUGAUAAAUUUUCAUAGAUUUUAGAGAAUAAUAAUGUAAAAUAAUUUAAAAUUAAUAGAAAUCACUUGAACAAAAGAUAAAGCAUUUAAGAGAAAAAAUCAAGAAUUUGGAAUCAGAAAAUUACAGAGUUAAAAAGUAAAGUUUAAUAUUAGAAGCUGAGAAUGAGGAGGCAGUUGAUAAGAAUAGAAAAUUAAAAUAAUAGUUGAUUAAUUUAACAGGUUCUUUGUAAUAAUUGCAAAUGAAUUUUUAACAAUAAAUUUCUGCAAAGAAAUCCUUAUCUUUAUCUAAAACUAAAAGUGCAGUUGUAGCUGAUAAUAAAACAAUAUAGACUCUUGAAAAAGCUUCAAAAAGCAUAUCAGUUUUAUUAUCUUAGAAUAGUAAGAUUGAUUUGAGUGUUAGUCCUUCUAAAGUACAUAAGACACUUCCUUCAGAUUUAUUAAUGGUAUCAUUUAAAGAAUUAUAAAAUAUAGCCUAAUUUUUAAGAGAAUCCUGAUGACGAAGAGGAAUAUUAAGAAGAAGGAGAGGAUGGAUAAGAAGAUGAAGAUUAAAUGGAUGAAGAGGAAGCAGAUUCAUAAGAGCCAUCUGAAGUGGAUGAAUCAGAAGGAUAAGAUAUACAAUAACCUAGAAAAGAGUCAUCAAUAUCUAUGAUAUGA
Molecule: messenger RNA, 1968 nt
Organism: Paramecium pentaurelia
Lineage: Eukaryota; Ciliophora; Oligohymenophorea; Peniculida; Parameciidae
Source: the annotation of a GenBank genome assembly